Messenger RNA from Penaeus chinensis, 3601 nucleotides. Its product is annotated as low-density lipoprotein receptor-related protein 2-like. The record is from RefSeq and is a predicted model, not a curated record. Lineage: Eukaryota; Metazoa; Arthropoda; Malacostraca; Decapoda; Penaeidae. Gene Ontology annotation, cellular component: plasma membrane; extracellular region. The transcript is spliced from 7 exons. Bases 1 to 3354 code for a protein of 1117 amino acids. Gene Ontology annotation, molecular function: peptidase inhibitor activity; protein binding.
AUGGGCUACGUGAGUGCCACUUGGCCCUACGUGAAUGCUCGGUGCCCCGCGCGCUCCGAACUCAGUGGCAAGACCCCGUGUGUAUUCCAGUGCAGAAACGAUUACGAGUGCCCUUACAUGAUGCUCUGCUGCUCAAACGACUGCGGUCGAGUAUGCGUUGUGCCGGAUACUGAUCACGGUCCAACUCGGUGCGGCUGCUCUGCCACUUUCCUUAGCGACUUAGAGGAGUAUAAUUCCAAUCCCCCGGACAUCGCAAGGGUCGGCAAUUUUGUGUGGAAAGUCCUCCAGGGAAAUUUGUCUCCCUCACUCGAGCCUCAUGCCUUCUUCGGCUCAAUCUACAAUCGUGACUGGCUCGGGGCAGACGUGAAGGACGACUGCACGAUGGAACUGAGUCUACAGAGUCGGCAAAUGGGUUAUCGUAUUUAUGACCCUUUCACAAUGGAUACCAGAAUGAUGUUUGCCAUCAUCACGAACCGAAGCACUACCUUAUCCCUAAAUGAUCUAAUUAACUUCCGUGUCAUCUUCGAUCCGCUGGUCGUCAUCAAGGUCGGCGACGUGAACACCACGCAUUGGCUGGACGGCCUUGAUGACCACCUUAUUGCAGUGGACAGUAUAGCUGACCUUGACGCAGCUGUUCAGGAGGCUAAAAGAUACAUCAGCGAGGUUGGGGAGCCAUGUGCAGGAGACUGCGACCGAUUUGCCUUUGUAUGUGAUGAAGGAACCUGCCAGCGUGAUUUGCCAGAAUCUGUGCCUACAACUUUUACGAACUAUUUUGGUGAAUUUGAAGAUUAUGAUUAUUACGAUUAUUAUGAUUAUGAUGAGUAUUUCGACUAUUUCGACAUGACAAAGGGAAAACCAGACGUAAAGAAAGAAAUUAAUACAAAUAAUCCCAGACACAAAAACGGCUCUCAGCAACACGCAAACGGUCGCAUAUUCCCUUCGAUUAUAAAAAAGAAAAACACUACACAGACAGAGAUACCCAACAAAAACGAAAACAAAAAAUCGUUCGCUCAGCCGACACCGUGCAGCAAAUCUCUUUACACGGAAUGUAUGGGAUACCUCUUUAAGGAAGACAGAGAUAGGUGCAAGGAGAAGAAAGCGAGAGAAAACUGCACCAAACCAGAUCAAGACUCUCAGCACAAGAAGAUGGCGAUUUUCGAUGAGGGACCGAAGAGAUAUCUCUACCGCACGCUGGACUACACAGGUCACUGCGCUGCUGGACUAUUUAGGUGUUCUGGGAUUCCGACUCUCUGCCUGUACGGCGAACUACUCUGUAAUGGUGAAGAUAACUGCAUAUUCGGGGAGGACGAGGAUGAAAGUUUAUGCUCAACACGCAAAUGCUUGGUCACAGAGUUCCGCUGUGCUUCCGGCCAGUGCAUCAAGAAGAGUCAGGAAUGCGAUGGCAAAACAGACUGCUUGGACGGCACUGACGAACACUGUGCACUUGCGUCCGACUGCCCGACACCUCGCACUCACUACUGUGGUGCUGGCGCUUGCAUUAAAGAGGCGUUCUUAUGUGACAACAUCCUAGACUGUCCCCAUGGUGAGGACGAGAUGCCCUGUAAUUGUACAGGGUUCAAAUGCAGUUCAGGUGAAUGCAUUGAUAAUUAUUUCUUGUGCAAUGGAAGACAGGACUGCAGCGAUCGAUCGGAUGAAGCAGCCGAUGUAUGUGCAGGCUUUAUUUGUAGUGAAGGCUAUUUUAAAUGUAAUAGUGGCGAGUGCAUUCCAGAUUAUGAGGUUUGUGACUGUAGUCUAGACUGUGCCGACGGAUCUGACGAAACAAGCUGCCUAGCCACCUCAACGUCCUACAUUUGGAGGUGCGACAAUGGCCACUGUAUCUCUGAAUGGGAGUUUUGCGAUGGCUUCAUUGAUUGCUAUGAUGGAUCUGAUGAAUAUAACUGUACAGGUGAAUCCUCUUGCUAUGGAUUUACUUGUGAUUCAGGUCAAUGCAUAAGCAAUUAUAGUAGAUGCGAUAUGCGACUGGACUGUGCAGAUGGUUCUGAUGAAAGUGAGUGUGGAACCUAUAUUUGUCCUUCAUAUAAGUUCCAGUGUGGAACAGGACACUGCAUCUACUCCCACAAUGUAUGCGACGGUCGCGAAGAUUGCCCCGAUGGCAGCGAUGAGGUUGACUGUAACAAUUCUGAAGGAUGUGAUGAAUAUCACUGUUCAUCCGGAGAGUGUGUUUUAGAGUCUAACCUUUGUGAUGGGGUUUACCACUGUGAAGACCGCAAGGAUGAAAGCGUUUGCCAGGCAGUUACAUGUCCAGCCUAUCGUCCUUACAAGUGUGCCUCCGGGGAAUGUAUUUAUUCAUCAGACCAUUUUAAUCCGAGGUGCAAUGGGCACAAAAAUUGUCAAGAUGGCAGCGAUGAGAUUAAUUGCGAAGACGUACCCUGUCCACCAGAUAAAUCCUUCCGAUGUGGACCAGGUGAAUGUAUUUACAGUCAUUAUGUUUGCGAUCAUUAUAUUGCCUGUCUGGAUGGCAGCGACGAGAAAGGAUGUGACUGUAGGAAUGGUCAAUUCAGCUGUGAUUCAGGUCAGUGUGUCUCGGAUAACCUUCGCUGCAAUGGUAUGUGGGACUGUUUGAGUGGCAGUGAUGAGAGCAUGUGUAGUAAUUUUACUUGUCCUUAUCAACGCCCAUUCAAGUGUGGGUCUGAUGUUUGCCUUACGGAUACCAUUUUCUGUAAUGAAGGCGCUGAUUGUCCCGAAGAUGAGCAGGAAGUCUGCCUAAGCACAGAGUGUGGCUACAGUGCAUAUCAAUGUGAUUCAGGUGAAUGUGUUUAUGGACAUCAAUGUGAUGGCUAUAUAGAUUGUAAAGACAGAAGCGAUGAGACCAACUGCCAGAUUUUCACGUGUCCUCCUGAGCGUCCUUAUAAGUGUGACUCAGGUGAGUGCAUUUGGGAAUUUGAAGUCUGCAAUGGGUAUCCGUUCUGUAAAGACGCGAGUGAUGAAACCCGCUGCAGUAAUGAAACUUGUCCCCAAGAACGUAGUUUCUAUUGCUUAUCUGGGGAAUGUAUUUCCGAGCAUUAUACCUGUGACGGAUUUGAAGACUGCCGAGAUGGGAGUGAUGAGAUUGCACAAUGCGAGACAUACUGUACUGAGAGCUACAACAUCUGCAAUGAUAGUAAAUGUUUCCCAACAAAAUGGAUUUGUGAUGGAAUCCAAGAUUGUUACAAUGGUGAAGACGAGAACGACUGCGAAGGCUUUGAGAGGCAAUGUAAUCCGGAUGAAGUUAAAUGUACAUAUGACAACUCAUGUAUACCCUCAUGGUAUGUGUGUGAUAACUUCUUAGACUGUGCGGAUGGGGAAGAUGAGCAAAACUGUUCCGGCACCACCACACAGAUUUGGACCAAAUAGGGAGUUAAUCAAGUGAUCCAGAUGAAAGACUCCGAAGAAAAAAAAUACUGCAGAUAAGAACAUAGAUAUUAAAGAGAAGGGUCUUUAUGUUUUCCGUAUCAAAUAUUUGCUAAAAUUCUCCAAAAUUACAUAAUAUUCUGAACCGCUUCUUCUAGAAUAUGACAUUUUUAAAUAAUUAAAAUCUAGUUGCUGAAACAGAAUGCCAAAAUAACAAAUACGAAAUGAUAAUAAUGAAAACAAAAAUAGA